GUUCAUACUUCACCUUCAUCUGACGCUGUGUCGUGAUCUUUGAGUUCAUUUUCCACUGUUACUGAAUGUCACCAUGCGGCACGAGUCUGUGAUGAAGCAUGGGUCCAACGACCCGGGCAACUGAAAAGUAUUGCCAGUCUAUUCAACCUAUCAUUGAGAACUAAGCCCUGGGAUCCUUCGGGUCUCAACUGCUCCCAACACUAUGUUCGUACUGCCUCCGCCACCCCGGCCGGAUGGGUUCUACAGUUCCGUUGGCGGCCCUGGACAGCCCUUCGAGACGAAUAAUACGCUAUCGCAUCCCACCGGGCCGGAAUAUCAAUUGGUGCUCGGUGAAGGCACUUACAAUCUUACCGACGACCUUCUUCUCGCGACCCCGCCUCCCCAUCCUUCCGAAGCACCUGUACAGAACACCAAUCCCCUCGCAACUACGAUACCACCUCCCGCAGCCGGUACGAAGCUGUCUCUCAUCAUUCUUUCACCAUCCUCAUCCACCUCCGGUCCGUCGUCGAGUAGCCGCAGCCCCGCGGCCGGAAGCAAGAGCGACAUCGUGCAAGACAGCCCAGCUGCCAGCAAUACUGGGCGAAACCCCUCCUCUUUACUCUUAUCACGAACAGCAUGGAGUAGCGGCCUAGGCGGAGGAGCCCAUAAUGCUGGCACUGUGCGCUCAGUUCCUGAGAACGCGCCACAGGUCCCCCAGUUUGGAGCGGGGAACACGGCGUUGUAUCCACAGCCUAAUUCAAAAGAAACGAAGGAUGGCUCGAAGCGGCGAAAACCGAAGAACAACAUAGUGAAGAGCAAUUCAUCGUUUGUGUCCCGGGUGAUUCCUCAUGAAUCGCUGGGGAAGAGACUUGGAGAGCGCAAUCCGCAGGGGAUAUUGGCAUUUGCGAACAUCAAUCGAGGGUUGCAGUGGUUGGAUCUGAGCGAUGUGAAGAAGGACGAGAACCUCACGAAGAUAUUGUUUACCAAGGCACAUGCACUCUGUCACGACAUCAACCAACUCACGAAAUCCCAACAACACUUGGAUAUGGUGAUCGGUUUCUCGACCGGGGACAUUAUAUGGUAUGAGCCGAUGUCCCAGAAGUAUGCCCGUUUGAAUAAAAACGGUAUUAUUAACUCGUCCGCCGUCGCUGAUAUUCGCUGGCUUCCGGGCUCCGAGAAUUUAUUCAUGGCGGCGCAUUUUGACGGUUCGAUCGUCGUAUAUGACAAAGAGAAGGAAGACGCGCCAUUCACCCCCGAAAACACCGAUCGCCCAUCCGCUGCUCCUCAUUCCCAGGCCCGCCCAUCCACCGAUGCCUUUGCUUCAGCUGCCAAUUUAGCACAGAAUGUCGCUUCCGCUGCAAAUGGCGCAACGUCGUCAAGUGGAAGCGCGUCAUCGACGAUUAACGAACACACGAACGGUACGGGACGCGCGAAGUCGUUCACGUUACAGGUGUGCAAGAGCGUCCAAAGCACGAACCAGAAAUCCAAUCCCGUGUCUUUCUGGAAGAUUAGUAAUGCCAGGGUGAACGCUUUCGCGAUUAGUCCAGAUGCAAAAUACCUGGCCAUCGUCAGUGAUGAUGGAGGCUUACGAGUGCUUGAUUAUUGCAACGAGAAGCUUCUCGAUGUAUUCUAUUCGUACUACGGCGCUCUACUCUGUGUGACCUGGUCUCCAGACGGCCGAUAUAUCUUGACCGGCGGUCAGGACGACCUCGUUUCCAUCUGGUCGGUGGCAGACAGCGCUCUCGUUGCACGAUGCCAGGGGCAUGCCUCGUGGGUGACGUCGGUUGCCUUCGAUCCCUGGCGAUGCGACGAACGAAAUUAUCGAUUCGGCAGUGUAGGAGAGGAUUGUCGACUCCUACUAUGGGAUUUUAGCGUCGGCAUGCUGGGCCGACCUCGAGCAGCCUCCGUCCGACACCGACCCUCCAUUUCCAGCCACCUUGCCGUCGCACGGACACGGGCGGAAUCGUCCUCCACACAUCUUCGAUCCGACAGCAACCUAUCACGGCAGCCCAGUGGCGAGGAUGGAGCAGACCACGAGCUCGCCGAACAGGAAAUCGUGCAUCCCGUCGAACCGAGGUCGCGGACGGCGCUUCUACCGCCGGUGAUGGCAAAGCAGGUCGACGAGCAUCCGCUGUGCUGGGUGGGAUUCGUCGAGGAGGCGGUGGUGACGAGUUGUAUGAACGGUCACAUUCGUACUUGGGGGCGUCCCAAAGAAGGAGUCGAUACGAUCGCGGAAGCCAGUGACGGGGCUCCGUCUACGGCGGGGAGCAGUUGUUAGAGUGAAGUACCAUGCAAUCCGUCUCUAUGUCUGAGUUAAGACAUAGGUUUAGUUUAGCUGCCGAGAU
This is a messenger RNA of Eremomyces bilateralis CBS 781.70, 2324 nucleotides long. RefSeq names its product WD40 repeat-like protein. Gene Ontology annotation, cellular component: cell tip; cell division site; nucleus. Gene Ontology annotation, molecular function: protein binding. The coding region runs from base 203 to 2257 and encodes 684 amino acids. The record is from RefSeq and is a predicted model, not a curated record. Lineage: Eukaryota; Fungi; Ascomycota; Dothideomycetes; Eremomycetales; Eremomycetaceae. Gene Ontology annotation, biological process: carbon catabolite repression of transcription. The transcript is spliced from 8 exons.